AUGAAUCAAACAUGCAGACAGCUGGCCAUCGUGGCCGCCCUAGGAUCCUUUGUUAGUGUCCUUUUCAUCCUCUACACUGUCCGCCACCAAACACUCGACGGCCUCCUCAACCAAUACGCACCUUCUCCUUCCACCUCCUCCAAUAAUAACCGCACCACCAACACCACUCAACCAUUUACACCAAAGGUCAACGUCCCCAAGAGUGAAUGGGACCCAGAACAAAAGUACCUCGUCUACCUCCCGUUCGAGGGAAUCUCCAACCAGUUCUACUCCUUCCAGAAUGCCGCCACCAUGGCCAAGCGUCUCAACCGCACCCUUGUCGUCCCUCCCAUCACCUCCAACCGACAUGAUCGUCUGGGCACCAACCAACCCUGGAGCCACUACAUGGAUCUCGAACACAUGGCCUCUCACUCUGGAAUCAAGGUCGUCGAAUGGCACAACAUCAAGACGAUCGACGCCGAGUCCCGCAAGGCCAUGGAAGGGGGUUCAAGAGUCAACUUUCCGGAACCCUGGAAGGCCCGGGCGGAACGGUUUCCCUGCCAAGUGAUCCGGAAUUAUGGACACGACUACUUUGUUGGCGAGGAGGACUCGAUCGGCGCCGACUUUGCAUACCAGUAUCUUCUGAACCUGGACCCAAUCCCCGUUCCAGGGUUCGGACCCACCGACACAGUGACCUAUGUUCAGGAUAUCUUGGACGCCAACCAAAACUCGACCGAGAAUGUCAUCUGCUUUACCUUCACCUUCACUGCCCAGUUUCAACGCAACAAGAACCGAUGGGAUAUUGGAUGGGAGGAAGCAGGAAAAUACCUCCGGUUCUUACCCAGGUUCGCCUCCUAUGUCGAGGACUUGAUCGCCUACCGGUUCGGACUCUUGGAGGAUUUACAUAUCCACCCACACCCGCCUCUGGAUCUCGGAAACUCUAUCCUCGACAAGGGCGACUCGUCUGAGACCUUUUUGUCCAGGAAGCCCGACUUUCCAGAAUACAUCGCCAUCCACUUGCGACGUGGAGACAUCGAAGCCAAAUGCGUCAACCAACCCAAGGGCGACUGCAUCGUCCCCCUCUCAGAGUACAAGAGCCAUGUCGACGCCAUCCUCGCCACCAUCCCCAAGGACAAGACCCCACCCAACGUAGUCCUCGUCUCAGACACACAAUCGGCAGAGGAAAAGGCAAACAUCGACGGCUACGGAUGGUACCGUCUCGAUCACUCAAUUGACGAAAAUCUGGUCGAUGCCUCCAAGGUUCUCGGCCCCUUCAGCCCAGCUCUCAUCGACUCUGCAGUCCUGACAGGACGAGGCGCACGCUGGGUCAUUGGAAGUCGUCGUUCGACCAUGUCCUGGCUGGCCGCCAUGCGCAUCACAAGCUGGAACAACAUGACUAUUAUAUACCCAAUGCAGACUGCUCAAGAGGAGGCCCAGGAAAAGGCCACAGGAUUCAAUGCUUCUGCGCCCCUCAACCUUGCAGCAGGCACUCGUUCAAAUCGUCGCUCCACGGAAUCUCCCUAUCGCAGCAAGAGGCGGUACUAUAGUGGUGGUGACGGCGAGGAGGAAGAGGACUAUGUAUUUACUUGGGAUAGACACGAACAUCAUUAUUUCCAAAUGGCCGGACCCUCUUAUAAAUAA
This is a messenger RNA of Linnemannia hyalina, 1620 nucleotides long. The record is from the annotation of a GenBank genome assembly. Lineage: Eukaryota; Fungi; Mortierellomycota; Mortierellomycetes; Mortierellales; Mortierellaceae.